UUGUGUGAUCUGCAUAAAUAUGCAGCAUCUAAUGAAUAUUUUAACAAGGUCUCCAGCAGUCAGACAUGUCUCCAGUGACCUGCCUCAUCCUACUGCUCACCUUCAGCUAUGUGAGCUCUGGCACAUUACCUGAAAAGAUAAAACCCCCACGUGAGAAGCCGGGGACUUGUCCUGCAGAUGUGGACUACCCGACGUGUAAAACUCCACCCAAUCCGGACUCAAUACUUUGUUUCUCAGACCAUGAUUGUGAGGGGGAGAAGAAAUGCUGCUUCUCAGGAUGUAUAAAUCAAUGCUUGAUCCCUCUAAAAGUUAAGAAUGAUUCCUGUCCAUACUUCAACCAUUCGAUCUGUGUGCAUGUCAGGCCUUCACCUUCACAGUGCCACUCAGAUGAUCAGUGCCAAGGAACCGACCGCUGCUGCUGCUCAGGCUGCAACCGCCAGUGCGUCCCAACAGUGACAGUGAAGCCUGGACAAUGCCCAGCUCCAAAGAAGAUAUGUUUCGAACUUGACUCUGCACAGUGUACAACUGACAGCAACUGCAUCGGGAAUAAUAAGUGCUGUGACCAGUGUGGACUAAAAUGUGUGACACCAGAACAGGAACAUGAUGGAGUGUGUCCCAAAAGCAUCGAGAACUUGUCCUGCCUCACCUUCUAUAAGACCUUGUGUAACCGAGACUCUGACUGCUCGCUGGAGCAAAAAUGCUGUCUGUCUGAGGGCACCUUGCAGUGCCAGUCAGUUAAGAAUGAAAAAUCUGGAUCUUGUCCUAUUCCGAGCACCGAGUGCAAGACUUCUCUUCCCGAACUUCUGUGUACCUCUGACAGAGACUGUCCUGGAGACAAGAAGUGCUGCACCUCUGCAUGUGGCCAGACCUGCAAAGACUCCCUUCCAGAGCUAUCCUAACCCUGAGUGUCCCCCCAGGAAGAGCUGUGAUGUUGGC
Molecule: messenger RNA, 936 nt
Organism: Bufo bufo (common toad)
Lineage: Eukaryota; Metazoa; Chordata; Amphibia; Anura; Bufonidae
Product: WAP four-disulfide core domain protein 3-like
Exons: 7
Coding region: 66-899 (277 amino acids)
Biological process (GO): innate immune response; antibacterial humoral response
Cellular component (GO): extracellular region
Molecular function (GO): peptidase inhibitor activity
Source: RefSeq, a predicted model, not a curated record